UUCAAACACACAAAGGGACCGAAAUAUAACUGUAAGCCCAUCCGAACUGUGAACCGCAUUGAUUUGGUAACUGAACAUAAGACCAUACAACGAAAAGGAGGAUUUGAGUUUUGACAAACCAGAGACAUCAGGAUGGAGUGGCAGCCAGACGAGCAGAGUCUGCAGCAGGUCCUUCAGCUCCUGAAGGACUCCCAGUCGCCAGACACAGCCACACAAAGAGCUGUCCAGGAAAAACUGGAACAGCUCAACCAGUACCCAGAUUUCAACAAUUACCUCAUCUUUGUCCUUACCAGUCUCAAAUCAGAAGACGAGCCGACCCGUUCCCUGAGUGGUCUGAUUCUGAAGAACAACGUGAAGGCGCAUUACCAGAACUUUCCGCCGGCAGUGGCUGACUUCAUCAAGAGGGAGUGUCUGAACAACAUCGGAGAUCCCUCGCCUCUUAUCCGAGCCACUAUCGGUAUUCUGAUCACCACCAUAGCGUCUAAAGGGGAGCUCCAGACGUGGCCUGAGUUGCUCCCUCAGCUCUGUAACCUCCUCAACUCUGAGGAUUACAACACCUGUGAGGGUUCGUUCGGGGCACUGCAGAAGAUCUGUGAGGAUUCGUCUGAGCUGCUGGACAGCGAUGCCCUUAAUCGACCUCUAAACAUCAUGAUCCCCAAAUUCCUGCAGUUCUUCAAGCACUGCAGCCCCAAAAUCAGGUCUCAUGCCAUUGCCUGUGUGAAUCAGUUUAUCAUUGGGAGAGCUCAGGCCCUGAUGGACAACAUUGACACGUUUAUUGAGAGUCUGUUUGCGCUGGCGGGCGAUGAGGACUGUGAGGUGAGGAAGAACGUCUGUAGAGCCCUAGUGAUGUUGCUGGAGGUCCGCAUUGACCGCCUCAUUCCGCACAUGCACAGCAUCAUACAGUACAUGCUCCAGCGAACCCAGGACCCAGACGAGAACGUGGCUUUGGAGGCCUGUGAGUUCUGGCUCACGUUGGCGGAACAGCCCAUCUGUAAGGAGGCCCUGUCCGGACACCUGGUCCAACUCAUUCCUAUCCUGGUGAAUGGGAUGAAGUACUCUGAGAUUGACAUCAUUCUGCUGAAAGGGGACGUGGAGGAGGAUGACACCAUUCCCGACAGUGAACAGGACAUUAAGCCUCGUUUCCACAAAUCUCGCACCGUCACUCUGCAGCACGAGGGAGGGGAGGGGGAGGAGGGCGAGGACAUCGACGAAGACGAGGAUGAUGACGACGACACGCUGUCCGACUGGAACCUGCGCAAGUGUUCUGCGGCGGCCCUGGACGUCUUGGCCAACGUGUUUCGGGACGACUUGCUCCCUCACCUCCUGCCCCUGCUCAAGGGUUUACUCUUCCACCCUGACUGGGUUAUUAAAGAGUCAGGCAUACUGGUGCUGGGAGCCAUCGCUGAGGGUUGUAUGCAGGGUAUGGUUCCCUACCUGCCUGAGUUGAUUCCUCACCUGAUCCAGUGUCUGUGUGAUAAGAAGGCUCUGGUGCGGUCCAUCGCCUGUUGGACUCUGAGUCGUUACGCCCACUGGGUGGUUAGUCAGCCCCCAGACGCCCACCUUAAGCCGCUGAUGACCGAACUGCUCAAACGCAUCCUCGACGGAAACAAGAGGGUACAGGAGGCCGCCUGCAGUGCAUUUGCCACUCUGGAGGAGGAGGCCUGCACUGAGCUGGUUCCUUACCUGAGUUUUAUUUUGGACACACUGGUGUUUGCGUUUGGGAAGUACCAGCACAAGAACCUGCUGAUUCUCUACGACGCCAUCGGAACCCUGGCCGACUCCGUGGGCCACCACCUCAACCAGCCGGAGUACAUUCAGAAGCUGAUGCCCCCCCUGAUUCAGAAAUGGAACGAACUGAAGGACGAGGACAAAGACCUGUUCCCCCUGCUGGAGUGUCUGUCGUCGGUAGCGACGGCCCUGCAGAGCGGUUUCCUGCCGUACUGUGAACCUGUGUAUCAGCGCUGUGUCACCCUGGUGCAGAAAACUCUGGCCCAGGCCAUGAUGUACAGUCAGCAGCCGGAUCAGUACGAGGCUCCUGAUAAAGACUUCAUGAUCGUGGCUCUGGACCUGCUCAGUGGCCUGGCCGAGGGCCUGGGCGGCCACGUCGAUCAGCUCGUCGCCCGUAGCAACAUCAUGACUCUUCUCUUCCAGUGCAUGCAGGACACCAUGCCAGAGGUGAGACAGAGCUCCUUUGCUUUACUGGGGGAUCUGACGAAAGCCUGUUUCCCACACGUUAAACCCUGCAUUGCGGAGUUUAUGCCGAUCCUGGGGACUAAUCUGAACCCAGAGUUCAUCUCAGUGUGUAACAACGCCACCUGGGCCAUCGGAGAGAUCUGCAUGCAGAUGGGUGUGGAGAUGCAGCCAUAUGUGGCCUUGGUUCUGACCCACUUGGUGGAGAUCAUCAACAGACCCAACACUCCCAAAACCCUGCUGGAGAACACAGCCAUUACGAUUGGACGACUGGGCUACGUGUGCCCACAGGAGGUGGCUCCCAUGCUGCAGCAGUUCAUCCGUCCCUGGUGUACGUCAUUACGAAACAUCAGAGACAACGAAGAGAAAGACUCCGCCUUCCGGGGAAUCUGCGUUAUGAUUGGUGUUAACCCCGGGGGUGUGGUUCAGGAUUUCAUUUUCUUCUGUGACGCUGUGGCGUCCUGGGUCAACCCUAAAGACGACCUGAGAGACAUGUUCUACAAGAUCCUGCAUGGUUUUAAGGACCAGGUUGGAGAGGACAACUGGCAGCAGUUUUCGGAGCAGUUUCCCCCCAUCCUGAAGGAGCGUCUGUCCGCCUGCUACGGCGUCUAGCUCCGGGCCUCCAGCCUAUAACCGCACAGGAAGCUCCUGUCAGAUGAUCCUUUAGGAGGGUUACCGGGGGAAACUCAUCCAUCUGUGUAUUGCACUGCCCUGAUCAUGGGGGAGAGGGACGCGAUUGGCCGCUCCACCUGACGGACAGACCCCACACCC
Molecule: messenger RNA, 2961 nt
Organism: Chanos chanos (milkfish)
Lineage: Eukaryota; Metazoa; Chordata; Actinopteri; Gonorynchiformes; Chanidae
Gene: tnpo2b
Product: transportin 2b
Exons: 25
Coding region: 133-2802 (889 amino acids)
Biological process (GO): protein import into nucleus
Molecular function (GO): small GTPase binding
Source: RefSeq, a predicted model, not a curated record